CCUAUCCCAGACGGACAGGCUGUUGGUUUGUUUUGACGUCUUUUAAAUCCAGUUAACAACUGCUUUUUUUACUGGGACGUUAAUAGGAAUUCGUGGUUUACCUGGUCUGGAUUCCCGUUUUGAGAAGAAAGAGUGCGGAUGGAACUUCUCUCAUCUUGACGUCAGCUCGGGAGUGGAAGUCAUCUGGAAUUACAUAUUCCGCCUCAGCGCUACUGUGGUACCUGGAAUCUAAGAUUAGAAGAGUUUUGUGGAGGAUAAUUUAUUUUAAAUGGAUUCUUUCUUCGUAAAGGGAGCCCUUGUCUGGCUGCGGGACAAAGAUCAGCUCCUUCCUGCUACUGUCAGCUCCUGUUACCACGACGAUGGAUCCCUGGUCCUCACCACCAACUAUGAGAAGGUGAUGUACCUGCAGCAGGGGGAGCUGAGCAGAGACAAGGUGUUUCCUAUGCACCCCACCAGUAUUAAUGGAGUAGAGGACAUGUCUACUCUGGCAGAACUACAUGAAGCUGCCAUCAUGUACAACCUUUACCUGCGCUACCAGAAGGACUGCAUCUAUACCAACAUAGGGUCAAUCCUGGCAGCUGUGAACCCCUACAAGCAGAUCCCAGGUCUGUAUGACCCAGCAGCAGUAGACUUGUAUAGUAGACACCACCUGGGAGAGCUACCUCCUCAUAUCUUCGCUGUGGCCAACGAGUGUUACCGCUGUCUCUGGAAGAGACACGACAGCCAGUGUGUUCUCAUCAGUGGAGAGUCAGGAGCAGGGAAGACAGAGAGUACCAAGCUGCUGCUCCAGUUCCUGUCUGUGAUGUCACAGAAGUCUGCCGGGACAGCCCCCUCUGAGAGGAGCACCCGCGUGGAACAGGCCAUCGUUCAGAGCAGCCCCAUCAUGGAGGCGUUUGGGAAUGCCAAGACGGUGUACAACAACAACUCUUCCCGCUUUGGGAAGUUUAUCCAGCUCCACUUCUCCCAGAGUGGGAACAUCCAGGGAGGCUGUAUCAUCGACUAUUUACUUGAAAAGAACCGUGUGGUGAGGCAGAACCCUGGAGAGAGGAACUAUCAUAUCUUCUAUGCUCUGCUGGCCGGGGCAGACAAGAACCACAGAGAGUUGUACUUCCUGUCUGAGGGCCCAGAGUCAUACCACUACCUGAGUCAGUCUGGCUGUGUGAAGGACAGGAGUCUAGAUGACCUGCAGCUCUAUGACAGUGUUAUGGAGGCUCUAAAGGUGAUGCAGUUCAGUGAGGAGGAGAUACGUGACGUCUUCAAGCUGCUGUCUGCUGUUCUCCUGAUGGGGAACAUAGAGUUCAUGACCGCAGGAGGAGCACAAAUCACAUCCAAAGGAGUGGUCAGUAAUGUCAGUGAUCUGCUGGGCCUGGACUCGUUCCAGCUGUCUGAGGUUCUGACCCAGAGGUCCAUGAUCCUGAGAGGAGAGGAGAUCUGUUCACCCCUUACUGUUGAACAGGCGGUGGACUCUCGGGACUCGGUUGCCAUGGCGUUGUACGCCCAGUCUUUCUCCUGGAUUAUCACACGGAUCAACCAGAAGGUCAGAGGGAAGGACAACUUCAAGUCCAUCGGCAUCCUCGACAUUUUCGGCUUCGAGAACUUUGAGGUGAACAGGUUUGAACAGUUCAACAUCAACUACGCCAACGAGAAGCUCCAGGAAUACUUCAACAAACACAUCUUCUCCCUGGAACAGCUGGAGUACAACAGAGAGGGGAUCCAGUGGGAAGCUAUAGACUGGAAGGAGAAUGCAGAGUGUCUGGACCUCAUUGAGAAGAAACUGGGCAUGUUGGCUCUGAUCAACGAGGAGAGUCGCUUCCCUAAAGGCACCGACUACACCCUGCUAGAGAAACUACACAGUAGACACGCUACUAACCAGUACUACAUGAAGCCCAGAGUGACUGAUCACCAGUUUGGCAUCAAGCACUAUGCUGGAGAGGUUCUGUAUGACGUCAGAGGGAUCCUCCAGAAGAACAGGGACACCUUCAGAGAUGACAUCUUAAACAUGCUUAAAGACAGCAGGCAUGACUUCAUCUAUGACCUGUUUGAGCGUGUCGGGAGCAGGAACGGAGAGGAGACCCUGAAGAUGGGGACGGCCAGACGCAAACCCACCGUCAGCUCUCAGUUCAGGGACUCUCUCCAUUCCUUGAUGAACACUCUGAGUGCCUCCAACCCUUUCUUUGUGCGCUGCAUCAAACCCAACAUGAACAAGAACGCCAACAUGUUUGACCCAGAAGUGGUCCUGAACCAGCUGAGGUAUUCUGGGAUGUUGGAGACCGUGAAGAUCCGCAGGGCUGGGUUCCCUGUCCGCAGGACCUUUACAGACUUCUACAGCAGGUACAUGAUGAAAGACAACCGUCCGACAGAUGACCCGAGAGGGAGGUGUACAGAGCUGCUGAUGUCAUACGACCCUGCCAAGAGAGACUGGCAGCUGGGGAAGACUAAGGUGUUCCUGAAGGAAGAGCUGGAACACCGGCUGGAGAAGGAGAGGGAAGAGGUGCGGAGACAGGCGGGCAUGGUGAUCCGGGCGCACAUACUCAGCUAUGUGGCAAGGAAGCACUAUAGGAGGGUCCUGACCAGCACCAUCACCAUCCAGAAGAACUACAGGGCUCACUUCUGGAGACGCGUGUUCCUGCGGCUCCGUGCUGCAGCUGUCCUUCUCCAGAAACACCAACGUGGUCGGCUGGCCCGAGGCCUCUAUCAACAGCUCUCUGAGGAGAAAAGGAGGAGGGAGGAGGAGGAGAGAAGGCAGAGGGAGGAGGAGGAGAGGAGGAGUAGGGAGGAGGAGAGCAGGAGGCUGGAAGAGGAGACGAGACGAGAGCAGGAGGAACGGAGGAGGAGGGAGGAAGAGGAGGAGGAGCGGAGAAGGAGAGAGGAAGAGGAGCGGAGAAGGAGAGAGGAAGAGGAGGAGAGACAAAGGGUGUUAGAGCUGGAGGAGUUGAGGAAGGAGGAGGAGAGACUGAGACUACAACAGGAGCAUGAAGCACUGAGUAGAAAAGAGGAGGAGCUUAGCAACGGACAGGAAGAGAAGAAAAACACUACAGCUAACAACAGGAACUCCCUGAGGAUGGAGUAUCUUGCUCCUCAUGAGGAGGUGUACCACAAGGAGGUGUCCCUGUCCCACUCCCUGCACCCCCACACCUCCGAGGAGGAGUCCCGUCAGAUGGAGGAGAUCCUUCGACUGGAGAAGGAGAUUGAGAGGCUGCAGCGCCAGAAGGAGGACGGGGUGUCCAUGUUAGGGGACGGCCUGGGAGGGAACGGGGAGGAGCUCCGGCAGAGGAGGGACGCAGAGAUCUACCGGCUGGAGAAGGAGGCGUCUCGCGUGGCUACAGAGUUCCUGGAGCUCCUGGACUUUGGGGGUCUGGAACAGAGUCUGUCCAGCGAGGAGAAUCUCCACGACCCCUCAGAGAGCACCGCUCCUCUGGGCCGGGCCGAGGAGGAGGUGGAGGAGGUGGAUGAGGGCUUCCAUGCUAAGGAGGAGUGUCCCGGUAGUGGUAUCCCCCUUCCUGACUUUCCUCUCCCUGCGGAGAUCCCUCUGGACCAGGAGCUCUUCUCCUCCCUCCCUCCUCCUCCUCCGGCCUUCGCUGAGGGACUAGUAGCACAGGCCCUGGCCCUCUCACAGGCCCCAUGUUGCCCCCCUGUUUACUACCCCCUCACCUCCUAUGGAUCUAGUGUCCCUACACACCACCCUGCUCCACCUCCUCUCCCUGCCCUCACCACCGGAGGAGGUAAAGCUUUGUGCCACCAACCCACCAGGAGAACAGAGGUGGCUCCAGACAUCAACAGAGUACCCAGAAGAUUCGAGGUUAUACCCAACAGACCCUGCGCCAGGGUAGACGUUAUGCCCACCACAGUCCCUGAGGCUGUGCCAGUGAGAAGAGGAGACGUGGCUCCCUCUAGGGUAGACUUUAUGCCCACUGUGCCUGUCCCAGGAUCAGACUGUGACCAGGAGGAGUUUGAGGAGGUGCAGGGGAGUACAGGCUCGGGAGACGGAGCCAGUAUCACGGACGGACAUGCAACUGACGAGGAGGUGCUGAGGAAAUCAUCCUGUACUCAGAACAGCCUGGACUCCUUCAGAGGCAGCUCAGACUCUAUCGAUAUGCUGAAACAGAUCGAUAUACUGAAACAGAUUGAUAUACUGAAACAGAUUGAUAUACUGAAACAGAUUGAUAUACUGAAACAGAUUGAUAUACUGAAUCAGAUUGAUAUACUGAAACAGAUUGAUAUACUGAAACAGAUCGAUAUACCGAAACAGAUCGAUAUACCGAAACAGAUUGAUAUACCGAAACAGAUCGAUAUACCGAAACAGAUCGAUAUACCGAAACAGAUCGAUAUACCGAAACAGAUCGAUAUACCGAAACAGAUCGAUAUACCGAAACAGAUCGAUAUACUGAAACAGAUCGAUAUACUGAAACAGAUCGAUAUACUGAAACAGAUCGAUAUACUGAAACAGAUCGAUAUACUGAAACAGAUCGAUAUACUGAAACAGAUCGAUAUACUGAAACAGAUCGAUAUACUGAAACAGAUUGAUAUACUGAAACAGAUUGAUAUACUGAAACAGAUCGAUAUACUGAAACAGUUCUACAAACUGAAAAGUUCUAGCAGUGACACAAGCACCGAUGGUUAUGUGGACACAGACGAGGAGGUCUCCAAUGGAAGGGUCAAUAUACUGAACGGCUCUGGGCCUCCAUACUUUCACAGCUACCUCUACAUGAAGGGUGGACUGAUGAUCCCGUGGCGACGGAGGUGGUGUGUGUUGAAGGACGAAACCUUCAUGUGGUUCAGGGCUAAGCAGGACAGUCUGAAGAGUGGCUGGCUGUAUAAGAAGGGAGGUGGCAUGUCCACUCUGUCCAGACGGAACUGGAAGCUGCGCUGGUUCGUACUGAGAGACGAUAAACUCAUGUACUUUGAGAGCGACAGCGAGGAGAAACUGAGGGGGACCAUCGACAUCCGCUCCGCCAAGGACAUAGUAGAUAACCAUGCCAAGGAGAAUUCUCUGAACAUUGUGACUGAAGAGAGAACCUACCACAUCUACGCAGAGACUCCUGAAGAUGCCAGUGGCUGGUUCAACGUGCUGAGUCGUGUCCAGAGUGCCAGUCCAGACCAGCUGAUGGAGAUACAUCAUGAGCAGGCCAACCCCAAGAACGCUGUGGGAACUGUGGAUGUUGGACUGAUCGACUCUGUGUGCGCGUCAGACAACCCUGACAGACCCAACUCGUUUGUCAUCAUCACUGCUAACCGUGUGAUCCACUGCAACACUGAGAUGCCUGAAGAGAUGCACCACUGGAUCGGCCUGCUGCAGAAACCUAAAGGAGACGCCAGGACAGACGGACAGGACUUCCUGGUCAGAGGUUGGCUUCACAAGGAGAUAAGGGCUAAGAGCACUAGUCUGAAGCUGAAGAAGAGAUGGUUUGUAUUGACCUCUAACUCUCUGGACUACUACAAGUCUUCAGAGCGCAGUGCGUCCAAGCUGGGGACCCUGGUCCUCAACAGUCUCUGCUCUGUGGUCCAGCCCGACGAGAAGGUCUUCAAGGACACCGGUUACUGGAGCAUUAUCGUCCACGGCCGUAAACACUCGUACCACCUCUACACCAAACUACUGAACGAGGCUAUGCGCUGGGCGUCGGCCAUACAGGGGGCUGUCGACAGCAAGGUUCCCAUAGAGACACCCACACAGCAACUCAUCAGGGACAUCAAGGAGAGCAGCAUGAACGUGGAGGCUGUAGAGCAGACGUACUGGAGGAACCCUAUCCUCAGAUAUACCCAGCACCCCCUCCACUCCCCCCUGCUGCCUCUGCCUUACGGGGAGGUCAACAUCCACCUCCAAAAGGAGAAGGGCUAUGCCAGCCUGCAGGAUGAGGCAGUGAAGAUCUUCAACUCUCUACAGGAGAUGGAGGCUGUGUCUGAUCCGGUCCCGAUCAUCCAGGGCAUCCUCCAGACCUGCCACGACCUGCGACUGCUCCGAGACGAGGUCUACUGUCAGCUCAUCAAGCAGACCAAUCAUGUGCCACAGCCCAACAGCUCGGCCAAUCGUGCCCACUGGCACCUCCUCACCUGUAUGAGCUGUACCUUCCUGCCCAGCCGGGGCAUCUUGCGUUACCUCAAGUUCCACCUCAAAAGGGUGAAGGAGCAGUUUCCUGGAACAGAGGUGGACAUGUUUGCCCAUUUCAUAGGUGAGUCUCUGAAGAGGACCAAGGUCAGGGACUGUGUGCCGUCUCAGGAGGAGAUCGUAGCCUUACUGACCAGGCAGGAAAUGACGACUACGGUCUACUGCCACGGAGGAGGAUCCUGCAAGAUCUCCAUCAACUCACACACCACCGCUGGAGAGGUGGUGGAGAAGUUGAUCCGAGGCCUGGCCAUGGAGGACAGUAGAAACAUGUUUUCCCUGUUUCAACACAACAACACUACGGACCGGGCUGUGGAGAGCAGAGUCAUCGUGGCUGACGUACUCGCCAAGUUUGAGAGGCUGUCAGGCAGUGAGGAAGUAGAGGAGGAGGGACAGUGGAAGCUCUACUUCAAACUCUACUGUUUCCUGGAUGUAGAGAGCAUGCCCAAGGAAGGGGUGGAGUUCGCUUUCAUGUUCGAACAGGCUCAUGAGUCUCUGACCAGUGGUCACCUCCCAGCCCCAGAAGACACCCUGCAGCACCUGGCCGCUCUGAGGCUCCAGUUCCUCCACGGAGACAAGGCCCGGGUCAGCUGGUCUCUGGACACCGUCUACCCUGUAGGGAGGCUCCGCGCACGUAUCCUGCACUUCACCAAGGUGGGCGCGGCCGGCGGGACGGGGCCAGGGGGCCACACCCUGGAGCGGAGGCGGACCAGCUUCCUGGACGGGACCCUGCGCCGCAGCGGGCUGAAGACGGGCUCCAUGAAGAAACAGAAGAUGGAGGAGGAACAGAUGCUAGAGAUGUGGGUGAAGGAGGAGACCUCAGCCACCAGAACCUCCAUCUUAGAGAAGUGGUCCCGUCUCCAGGGACUGGACCAGCACACAGCCAUGCUCAAAUACAUGAACAUCAUCAAGGAGUGGCCUGGAUAUGGGUCCACACUGUUCGACGUGGAGUGUAAAGAAGGAGGCUUUCCUCAUGACCUGUGGCUGAGUGUGAGUGCAGAGAACGUGUCGGUCUACAAGAGAGGAGAACCCAAACCUCUGGAGACGUUCCCCUACGAACACAUCAUCUUCUUCGGAUCUCCCCAGGCCACGACCUAUAAGAUCACAGUGGACGACAGAGAGAUGUUCUUUGAGACACCUCUGGUUGGAGAGAUCACCAAGAUCAUGAAAGCCUACAUCAACAUGAUAGUGAAGAAGAGAUGCAGUGUCAGAUCUGUGUCCAGCUACGGAACCAACUGGAUCAGGUGAUUAGGGACAGGACACAGCCCAGCUUGCUUCCCACCGCCCCAGGCUAACAGGACAGGACACAGACCAGUUGACCUCCCACUGCCCCAGGCUAACAGGACAGGACACAGACCAGUUGACCUCCCACUGCCCCAGGCUAACAGGACAGGACACAGACCAGUUGACCUCCCACUGCCCCAGGCUAACAGGACAGGACACAGACCAGUUGACCUCCCACUGCCCCAGGCUAACAGGACAGGACACAGCCCAGCUUGCUUCCCACCGCCCCAGGCUAACAGGACAGGACACAGACCAGUUGACCUCCCACUGCCCCAGGCUAACAGGACAGGACACAGACCAGUUGACCUCCCACUGCCCCAGGCUAACAGGACAGGACACAGCCCAGUUGACCUCCCACUGCCCCAGGCUAACAGGACAGGACACAGACCAGUUGACCUCCCACUGCCCCAGGCUAACAGGACAGGACACAGCCCAGUUGACCUCCCACUGCCCCAGGCUAACAGGACAGGACACAGACCAGUUGACCUCCCACUGCCCCAGGCUAACAGGACAGGACACAGACCAGUUGACCUCCCACUGCCCCAGGCUAACAGGACAGGACACAGACCAGUUGACCUCCCACUGCCCCAGGCUAACAGGACAGGACACAGCCCAGCUUGCUUCCCACCGCCCCAGGCUAACAGGACAGGACACAGACCAGUUGACCUCCCACUGCCCCAGGCUAACAGGACAGGACACAGACCAGUUGACCUCCCACUGCCCCAGGCUAACAGGACAGGACACAGACCAGUUGACU
Molecule: messenger RNA, 8141 nt
Organism: Oncorhynchus masou masou (cherry salmon)
Lineage: Eukaryota; Metazoa; Chordata; Actinopteri; Salmoniformes; Salmonidae
Product: unconventional myosin-X-like
Biological process (GO): axon extension
Cellular component (GO): cytoskeleton; myosin complex; axonal growth cone
Molecular function (GO): protein binding; cytoskeletal motor activity; ATP binding
Source: RefSeq, a predicted model, not a curated record